AGAAUGAAAACAGUCUUGCCGUGGUGGAGUGUAUGUGCGGAUACGUAUUCGCUCCUGUUCCAUUAGAACCCAUACGUCUGUCCACACCGUGGGUUGUAAUAGGUUAAGUUAAAAACACUUUCACUGACUAUUAUUUACAUGUGGUUUUGACGUUUUUACAACAAUUUCGGAAAUACUACACUUAACAGACACCGAGUACCAAGGAAAAAUGACACGUUCGAUUGAAAAAUUCAAUAAUAUUUCUUUAUCCAGGCCCCGUAAACAAUUGUGUCAUUAUGUUAAAUAAGUGUUUAAACAAAGUUUAAAUAAAGAGAAUUUUUACGAAAAUGGAAGAAGACGACAUCGCCGUACGUGUGGCUGUCAGGAUUCGUCCGCAGAUUCCCCGCGAAAUAAUCGACAUGUGUCACAUUUGCACCACCGUCACACCGGGGGAGCCACAGGUCACUCUAGGCAACGAUAAGUCGUUUACGUACAACUACGUGUUCGACACGGAAACCGGUCAGGAAACUGUAUACGAAACCUGCGUAGCCUCGCUAGUCGAAUCUUCCCUCGAGGGGUAUAAUGCCACAGUUCUUGCCUACGGACAGACGGGGUCGGGGAAAACCUACACCAUGGGAUCAGGAUUUGACGUCGAGGUCAGGGACGAGCAAAAGGGUAUCAUCCCCAGAGCUAUCCAUCACCUUUUUAACGGUAUCCAUUCUCGAAUAGAAAAAGCACACGAGAUUGGUCACCUGCCGCCCGAAUUUAAAGUUACUGCUCAGUUUAUGGAACUUUAUAACGAGGAGGUCAUAGAUCUGUUUAACCCCUCGUAUAGUAAAGACAAAGUGUAUAAAAUCCACGAGGACCCUUACGGCGGCAUUCAAGUAAAAGGGGUGACUUUCAAAACAGUGGUUUCAGCUGAAGAGGCCUUGCAAUGCCUGAGGUUGGGGACCCUUUCUAGGACCACGGCUAGCACUCAGAUGAACACCCAGUCCUCUAGGUCCCACGCGAUUUUUACCUUACACAUCAAACAACAAAGGCUAGCACCUUCCGACGAUGAAGGCGCGAACGAGUUCGAAACGCUCAGUGCCAAAUUCCAUUUCGUCGAUUUAGCCGGCUCUGAACGCCUGAAAAGGACCGGAGCUAUAGGAGAAAGACAAAAAGAGGGUAUAUCUAUUAAUUGUGGUUUAUUAGCUUUAGGUAACGUUAUAUCAGCGUUAGGGGAUAAGACGAAAAGGGCGUUGCACGUUCCUUAUAGGGAUUCGAAGUUGACGAGGCUGCUUCAAGACAGCCUCGGCGGUAAUAGUCAGACUGUGAUGAUUGCUUGUGUUAGUCCCAGCGACAGAGACUUUAUGGAGACUCUGAAUACUUUAAAAUACGCUAACAGGGCGAGGAACAUUAAGAAUAAAAUAUUUAUUAAUCAGGAUAAGACUUCUAAGACAAUAUCGCAAUUGAAGCAACAUAUUGCACAACUACAGUUAGAAUUAGUAGAGUACAAACAGGGUAAACGGAUGAUUGGUGAGGAUGGAACUGAGACAGUUAACGAUAUGUUCUACGAGAACAACAUGCUUCAAGGGGAGGUUAACAACCUUAGGACCAGAGUUAAAGCAAUGCAAGAAACGAUAGAUUCCUUAACACUUAAAAACACUAAUUUAUUGACGGAGAAAGCAACAGGAGCUUGGAUAACUGGUUCCGCAGGGAACGACCAAGACGUUAGUUACAUGGUUCAAGGUUACUUGAAGGAAAUAGAAGAACUUCGAGCCAAGCUAAUGGAAUCCAACAACACGUGUGAACAACUAAGAAAACAACUUACCCGCUCUCACACCAGCACGUCGAUACUGAAUUCUUCCUUGGAGGAAAACGUUUCGUUUAUUGAAAGAGCCAAACAGAAUCUUCAAAAAGAAAAAGAGGUCCUUAACCGUAGAUCCGUAGAACUGGAGAACGAGAGCGACGGCGAUAGCGAGCAUGAUUCCGAAAGCGAAAGCGACGAGAAAGAUUUGCACAAUGAACUUAAAGAUGAACUUAUAACACUAACAACCGACAUAGACAUGAAGCAGAAGCUGAUAGAUGAACUGGAACUGUCACAAAGACGGAUGCAAACAAUGAGGCAACAUUAUGAAGACAAACUGAUGCAGUUGCAGUUAAAGAUUCAAACCACGCAAGAAGAGAGGGAUAAAAUACUUCAUUCUUACAGCAUGAGCCCUGAACCUUCCGAUAAAAUUAAAAAAGUUAAAGAUGAAUAUACAAAGAAAAUAUCGGAUAUGCAGAAAGAACUAAAGAGGUUACAAGCAGCCCAAAAGGAACAUGCUAGGCUUGUUAGGAGUCAAAGCCAAUACGAAAAUCAGUUGAAGUCGUAUAAAAACGAGGUUUUAGAAAUGAAACGCGCAAAGGUUAGGUUAAUUAAUAAGAUGAAGGAGGAAUCUCAAAAGCAUAAGGAAUCUGAAAUGAGGAGGUUAAGAGAAAUAGCUCAGUUGAGGAAGGAAACCAGGAAGAAUGCUAGUGUGAUUAAAUCAAUGCAAAAUGAAAGGAAAAUAAGGGACCAAGUUUUGAAGAGGAAGCAAGAAGAAGUAUCAGUAUUAAGAAAAAGUCAAAGGGGUAGGCUUAGUUUUAAAGCAGCUGGCAGGAUCGUGAAAGGGUUUUCUGAAAAAGCUGCCAAACAAAAGUGGCUCAGGGUGGAGAAAACUAUAAACAACAUAGCUUUAAGUAAAAAGGGCCUAGUUGAGCAAGAGGUGAGGAUGGAACACUUUCUUGAGAAACGUGAAACAUUAGGUAAGGAACUAGAGGCUUUGGAGAAACGAAGGGAACAAGCUGUGGUCAAAAACCAAGACGUUACACAGCUAGACAGUUACAUUGAAGACAUCAAAGAAAACAUUAACUAUGUUCAAGAAACUAUCAGUGAAACGCAGCACAAUGUAAUAGAAAUAGAAGAAACACAAGACACAAGCGGGAAUUUAGAUUUACAACAAAUUGUAACCUCUAUAUACGAUAUCGAAGAAGCCAAAUACAUCAUAGAAAAAUUAUACAACAUGACUCUCAGUCAAAGUCAUGCCGUCGCCCAAAGGGAUGCCAAGUUGAAAGAAAGUGAAGCCACCCUAGCAGAGUUGCAACAAGAGAACAAUGUCAGAGGCCAACUUCUGGAUCAUGUUCUUCACAAUGAAAUUCCAGUAUUCUCCAAAGAACUAAUAACUAGUGUUUCAAGUAAUACAAAUGAUACCACCAGUUCCAAUUCAUCCAGAUCAUCUUCGCCAGCACCCACCGAAAGGCAACUAUCUGUUCCUGAAUCUCAUGCUCACACACAUUCAAGCCGGUCAAAGAUAAGAAGGAGGACUGCCCAACCUGCGGAAAUGCUUUUUGGUUUGCACACGCAACCGUCAAUGACGCAAUCCCAGGAUUCUUCCAUGCUUCGAUUGGACUAUGGUCUGCAAAGGGUUCCGAGUGUCCCUGGAAGUCUUAAGUUAGUGGAUUUAUACCCUUAAUGGACUUGCAUCAUUCGGGAUGUUCCCUCUAACAAUUCUGUAAUAACUGUUAUAACUUAUUCAAUUAUCAAACUUGUAUGCAACAUUGAAAAUAAAGUAGUUUGAGUGAUCUCAUUUUGAAU
Molecule: messenger RNA, 3577 nt
Organism: Anoplophora glabripennis (Asian longhorned beetle)
Lineage: Eukaryota; Metazoa; Arthropoda; Insecta; Coleoptera; Cerambycidae
Gene: Klp31E
Product: kinesin-like protein KIF21A
Exons: 8
Coding region: 327-3455 (1042 amino acids)
Biological process (GO): microtubule-based movement; mitotic spindle organization
Molecular function (GO): microtubule binding; microtubule motor activity; ATP binding
Source: RefSeq, a predicted model, not a curated record